This is a messenger RNA of Marmota flaviventris (yellow-bellied marmot), 1359 nucleotides long. It is a transcript of the gene Abhd1, whose product is annotated as abhydrolase domain containing 1. Gene Ontology annotation, molecular function: monoacylglycerol lipase activity; acetylesterase activity. The record is from RefSeq and is a predicted model, not a curated record. NCBI's taxonomy places the organism in Eukaryota, Metazoa, Chordata, Mammalia, Rodentia, Sciuridae. Gene Ontology annotation, biological process: medium-chain fatty acid biosynthetic process; medium-chain fatty acid catabolic process.
ACUGCGAGCGGAAGAGUCAAGGUUCAGGAUCUGGAGCCGGUCGGGAGCUUGGGAGUUGGGAGCUCCCUACCCAAGAUGCUGAGUUCCUCCCUGAGCUCCCAGAACGGCACAUGGACAGAGACAUUCUCUCUGUUUUUGGCUCUUGGCGUUGCCCUCUACUUGGGCUACUAUUGGGCGUGUGUGCUCCAGAGGCCUCGCCUGGUGGCUGGACCCCAGUUUCUGGCCUUCCUGGAGCAACACUGUCCAAUCACUAUGGAAAUUUUCUACCCCACACUGUGGUGUUUUGAGGGACGGCUACAAACCAUCUUUCGAGUCCUCCUACAGUCUCAGCCCCUAGUCCCUUACCAGAGUGAAGUCCUCCAAACUCCAGAUGGAGGCCAGUUCAUGCUAGACUGGGCAGAGCAGCCCACCAGCAGUCACUACUCUGAUCCUGCCACCCAGCCCAUUGUGUUGCUGCUUCCUGGCAUCAGUGGCAGUAGCCAAGAGACAUACAUUUUACACCUGGCAAGCCAAGCUUUAAGGGACGGCUACAGAGCUGUCGUAUUUAAUAACCGGGGCUGCCGUGGGGAAGAACUGCUGACCCACAGGGCAUAUUGUGCCAGCAAUACUGAAGAUCUAGAGACAGUUGUGAACCUCAUAAAGCACCGCUACCCCCAAGCUCCAUUGCUGGCUGUGGGCAUCUCUUUUGGAGGGAUACUGGUGCUGAACUACCUGGCACGAACUGGGAAGGCUGCGGGAUUGGUGGCAGGACUGACUCUAUCUGCAUGCUGGGAUUCCUUUGAGACCUCUCACUCCUUGGAGACCCCCCUCAACUCACUGCUCUUCAAUGGGCCCCUCACUGCUGGGCUCUGCCAGUUUGUGAACAGAAAUAGAAGGACAAUUGAAAACGUGGUGGAUGUAGACUUUGUGCUACAGGCCCGCACAAUCCGCCAGCUUGAUGAGCGCUACACAUCUAUAGCCUUUGGGUAUAAAGACUGUGAUGACUAUUACCAAGCAUCAAGCCCAAGAACCAAGGUCAAUGCCAUCCAGAUCCCUGUGCUCUGCCUCAAUGCAGCAGAUGACCCCUUCUCCCCAGUCCAUGCCUUACCCCUACAGGCUGCCCAGCGCUCUCCCCAGGUUGCACUGCUCAUCACAGCUCGGGGUGGCCACAUCGGUUUCAUGGAAGGGCUGCUGCCUUGGCAGCACUGCUACAUGAACCGCCUCUUGCAUCAGUAUGCCAGUGCCAUCUUCCAGCAUCCAGCAGAGCUGACUGACCUAAAGGCACUCCCACCUUCUGGGGACAUAAAGAGCUGACAAGAGUACAUUUGGGAUCUCAGUUCAAUCUUCCCUUGUUUAUUAAAUAUCAACUCUUCUUGCCUA